AUUUUAAGGAAGUAACAUUUCAUAAAUGAGAUAACAAAUGGAACUGACGAGAACACUGAAGCUUGGGUUUUAUGCAGUAGAACUGAAUAAGACGGUGUGGAUCAUCCCUAACUAUUAUCAAAAUCUCACUCCUGUUGGUACCGGUGCUUACGGUACAGUAUGAGGGAACCGUCAAACUAUUCAAAUCAUGAGAUGGGCUUUUCAAUGGCGAAAGUAAAAUCCCUACAUUCUGCGCCAAUUUUCUUACGCUCACUAUUGAAAGUAUCAACUGUAGUCGGUCAACGAAUAACAGAAUGUUGGCUUCGCUGAAGGUUGUGCUGACAAGUCGUUUGUGUUUGCCACAACUCCGCUAGCUGUGCCGCAGAAUGCCGUUUAACAGGUGAAAAGGUGGCGAUAAAGAAGUUUUCCCGACCAUUUCAAAGUGCAAUCCAUGCUAAACGUACGCAUCGCGAAUUGAAACUACUGCGGUCGAUGAAUCAUGAAAAUAUCAUUGACAUGCUAGAUGUAUUCACUCCUGACAUCAACGCUGCUUCAUUACAAGACGUAUAUUUUGUUUCUAUGUUGAUGGGAGCAGAUUUAUCCAGCAUAUUAAAGAUUCAGCGUCUCAGCGACGAUCAUAUUCAGUUCCUUGUUUAUCAGAUACUUCGUGGUUUAAAGUAUAUCCAUUCUGCCGGUCUUAUUCAUCGCGAUUUGAAACCAUCAAACAUAGCUGUCAAUGAAGACUGUGAAUUGAAGAUCCUCGAUUUUGGUUUAGCGAGACAAACUGACAGUGAAAUGACGGGGUAUGUUGCCACGCGUUGGUAUCGUGCCCCUGAAAUCAUGCUUAACUGGAUGCAUUACACGCAAACAGUAGAUAUUUGGUCAGUUGGAUGCAUUAUGGCUGAAUUGAUUACAGGUCGAACUUUAUUUCCAGGAGCGGAUCAUAUCGAUCAAUUAACACGCAUAAUGAAUGUGGUCGGCACCCCAAACGAGGAAUUUUUAUCGAAAAUACAGUCGGAUGAAGCUCGUAAUUACAUCCGUAAUCUUCCGAAAACUCCCAGAAAAGAUUUCAAAAAACUGUUUCCAAGCGCAUCACCUGAUGCUAUUGAUUUGCUGGAAAGAACUCUAAAUCUCGAUCCUGAUUAUCGACCGACUGCUAGUGAGGCAAUGGAACAUCCCUAUCUAAAGCAGUAUCACGAUCCAUCUGAUGAACCCAUAUCGCCACCAUUCGAUAUCGACUCCGAUGGCGAUUUAACCAUUGAACAAUGGAAGGAGUUAAUUUGGAGUGAAAUUGGAGAUUUUGCGGAGGAAAGGGCGAAACGACUUACCGUUUCAACUGCAAACGAUAAAGCGAUGAGUUGAGACCUGAUUUUAUGCAUCGUGAACUUCACGAAGGCGCUUCCUCUUUCCAUUUUUAUUUUUCUUGUUUGUCCUCAUAAUAACAGCCCGGUGAUGUAAAUCUUUAACAUAGUUUACUAUCGUGUGCGAUUUUCAUAAACUUUUCAAUCAUCUCAUAACACUUAUGUCGAACGAGUCAGUUCUAAUCGUUUGUAAACUCUUUCGUAAUGAAAAUAAUUCUUUGUUUGUUUUUUGAUUUUCUUAUUUGCAACAAAUGACUACCGAUAAUGCUUUUCAACGUUAAUGGUUUAUGCACGUUACAAUGUAAUUAUGUCAUGUUAUUGUUAUUUCGUAGUACGUUUGUGGCACUAUGAAAGACGAUGACAGCAAAUGACUAGACAGUCCUAAACAUUCUGAAAAGUAGUUUUGUAAAUAUGAAGUUGAUUAUUUCUACUAUUUCCAUGUCAUUCUUAAUCAAAUGAUUUGAUGCGGUCUCCUCUCUGAUUUUUCAUUUUCCACUUUAUUAAUAGUUAUAAUUGCUUGUAAGCUUUUCGUAAUUUCUAAAGCUUUUAUUUACUGUGAUGAUGAUUUAUGUAGAUAUAUCGAAAGAGCGGGAAGCUCCGAAACUUGUAUUCAAUCAGUUUUUCUUUUUGUGGAUUCAGGUUUUCUCUCUAUUUCUGUUCCUUUUAAAUUAAGCUAAUUAAUUCAUAUUUUACCUAAUUAGAUUUGUCAAUAUUUAGACGUUGUAAUUGUCAAGAGUGGUGAUUUGUUUAUCUCGGUGAUGUAGUUUGUCUCGCUAACAGUCAAGUUUUAAAGCUACUACAAUAUUUAUCAUUUGUAUAUUCUCAAUUUGGC
Loa loa (African eye worm) is the source of this 2172-nucleotide messenger RNA. RefSeq names its product CMGC/MAPK/P38 protein kinase, variant. Gene Ontology annotation, molecular function: MAP kinase activity; ATP binding. Gene Ontology annotation, biological process: intracellular signal transduction; protein phosphorylation. The record is from RefSeq and is a predicted model, not a curated record. The coding region runs from base 472 to 1341 and encodes 289 amino acids. The transcript has 10 exons. Gene Ontology annotation, cellular component: nucleus; cytoplasm. NCBI's taxonomy places the organism in Eukaryota, Metazoa, Nematoda, Chromadorea, Rhabditida, Onchocercidae.